Messenger RNA from Argentina anserina (silverweed cinquefoil), 1224 nucleotides. RefSeq names its product putative F-box/LRR-repeat protein At3g18150. Lineage: Eukaryota; Viridiplantae; Streptophyta; Magnoliopsida; Rosales; Rosaceae. The record is from RefSeq and is a predicted model, not a curated record. The coding region runs from base 1 to 1224 and encodes 407 amino acids. Gene Ontology annotation, molecular function: protein binding. The transcript has 7 exons.
AUGGUACAUGAUGCAGUUGAAGCAGAUGAUAAACUAGAAUUGCGGAUGAUGGAUGAAUGCGAGUUGGAAGAGAGAAAGAGAAGCAAAGGGAAGCAGAACUUGCUGGACCGAAUCAGUUUAUUGCCCUAUGAAGUUCUUGUUAGUAUUGUGUCUUUUCUUUCGCUAAAGGAAGCAGCAGCUACUAGUAUUCUUUCCAAGCGAUGGCAGCAUCUGUGGAAGAAUACUAUGAGUCUCAACUUUCAAGAUGUUGAUUUUUCUGUUGGUGAUAGUUUUCACCGCUUCCAAGCCCUAGAACAAAAGUUAAUAGAUCAGAAAAGCUGUGAAUAUGUCAAAUGGGUGGACCGUGUGUUGGAGCAGCAUGAAGGACACAAUAUUGAACGAUUCAGGGCUUACUUCUUUCUAAAUAGGAAGUUUAAGAAUUCCAUAGAUAAGUGGAUUGAGUUUGCAAUGGAAAAGAAAGUUCAAGUACUUGAGUUUCAGUUUCUUAUUGUUAUGAGCGAUGAAGUUCUGGAGUACUUCUUGUCGAACUGUCCAGUUCUUGAGCGAUUAACUGUGACAGCUGCAAAAAAUGUGUUUUGCACAAGAGUUGUUGGUCCGUCAAUCUCAGUAAAGUAUUUGACAAUAAAUGAUUGUCCGAACCUCAAAACCAUUGAGAUUUGCACGCAAAUAUUGUUUCAUUUGUCUAUAGGGGGAGCUUGGAUAGACCUGCUAAUUAGUAACCUGCCCAUGCUGAUAGAGAUUCUGAAGCUGAAUAUUUGUGGAGUGGUGUACAAUCCGAAUUUUGACUUCCCUCUACUAGAAAAUCUGAAGCAAUUGGAAUUAAAUGUUGACACAAAUUACCAUUUGUCUCUUUAUCAUCUGUGUUCGUUCAUGAAGGCUUGUCCUCACAUCCAGACUUGUACUAAAGAAAUACAAUUGGACUUCCGACCAUACGUCAACACAACAGUAAGAAAAGCUACCAAAUUCCCUCAUCAUAGCCUCAAGGUGGUAGAAAUUCUUGGGUAUCGAGCCCAUCAAUCUUCUGUUGAACAUGUCGUGUACUUGGUAGAGAAUGCUGUUGCACUAGAGAAGAUUAUUGUUGAUCCUGUUCGGCGUUGGAUUGGCCCCUUGGAAUGGACAGGGGAGCUGAUAUGGUGGAUGAGGAACUGGAGGCAAGAAAGCAUGCUGAGAAUCAAACACCUUAAAGAAAGAGUUCCCUCUACUAUAGAAUUAGCAUGCUUAUAG